AUCCGACUUCAACGCAAAACUGCUGUCUUCGUAUUUGGGAUGCUCAAAUUUUUUCCCUACUGUCCUAAUUAGUUAAUCAUCCUUUUGGAUCAUCGUACAACUAUUAACUACCCUUCACCAGAAUUUCAACCAACACAAAGCAACAGAAACAAAGAGAGCACAGACACUAAGUUCGUUUCAAGGGAAGGAGGAGGAGGAGGAGGCCUAGCUAGUUCCCCACCAGAAACGACAGCUUUCCUCUCUUUUUUUCUUGCCGGAGUCCUAGUUGUUGCCCCGCACCAGAGAAAUGCCAAGCUUAAGGACCUGAAACCUGGUUUGAGUCGCAUAGUAUAAUGGAAUCUGAUUCAGAUGUUGACUUUGCUAGUGUACAUGGAGAUGGGUUUCCUCCUAUGGUAGUAGGUAAUGGAAUUGGAAACAUCCCAAAUAGUCAAUUGGUCCAGUAUGAAAGUGCAGCAUGCAUUGUAGAUAAUGGAUGCAAGAGUAUGAAGGGUUUUAUGUUAUCUGAAAAUCGAUGGGGGAGGUGCACGCAUUCCGUAGAGAAAACAUAAAUCAGUUUUAAUGACAAAAAUUGAUCAGCCCAAGCAAUCCGCAGUUAUCAUGCUUUCCUACAGGAGAAAAUCCAUCGACAACCCCGAAAGGACUUCAUGUGCUUCUGAUCAGAAGUACUUAUUCCGCCCUAAAGCAGGACUACACAUUCCUUGUUCAGCAGUAGAGAAGCCAACUCCAGGAUCCUGGUCUGAAAUCUCGCCUUCAGUCUUUAAGCUCCGCGGGGAGAACUAUUUCAAAGACAAACAAAAGUACCCUGCUCCAAACUACAGCUCAUAUGUACCAAUUGGUAUUGAUUUGUUUAUCUGCCCAAGGAAGAGAGAUCACAUUGCUCAGCAUCUUGAGCUUCCUUCUGUAGAACCACAUGACAAAGUUCCUUCCCUCCUUAUUGUUAAUAUACAGUUUCCGACAUAUCCUAUUACAAUGUUCCCUAGUGAAUGUGAUGGUGAAGGCAUGAGUCUUGUAUUAUACUUUAAAGUCAGUGAAAAUUUUGACAAAGACAUCUCUCCUCAGUUUCAAGAAUUCAUCAAGAGAUUUGUUGAGGAUGAUACCGAAAUGGUUAAGGGGUUCACAAAGGAGUCAUCGGUUCCUUUCAGGGAAAGGCUAAAAAUUAUGGCUGGAUUGGUGAAUCCAGACGAGGUCCAACUGAGUUCUGCUGAGAAGAAGCUUUUAAGUGCUUAUAAUGAUAAACCAGUGCUUUCGCGCCCUCAACACAAUUUCUUCAGGGGACCUAAUUACUUUGAGAUUGACCUAGACAUACACACGUUCAGCUACAUCUCCAGGAAAGGGCUUGAAUCAUCCCGAGACAGAUUGAAGAAUGGGGUAUUUAAUUUGGGAUUAACAAUCCAGGCACAAAAACAAGAAGAAUUACCGGAGCAAGUCUUGUGUUGUAUGCGCUUGAAUAAGAUUGAUUUUGUAAACCAUGGUCAAAUACCUACUCUUGUUACCAUGGAUGACUCACUUGGACAAGCACCUGUGGCGUCCUGAAGGGUUUGCAAUAAUUUAUUAGUUCCAGCGAGAAAUUGAUCAGAAGAUGUAUUUUUUUUUUUUUUGGUAAACAUUAGAUCGUUACUACCCAUUCAAUGGUGCUAAGGACGGAAUAAAGAAAAAUGAGAAGCAAACGGAAUAUUAUUUUGCAAAAUGGCAUCAAAAUCUUGUACAUAUUGUACCCAUUAUGCUUUAUUACAAUUC
Messenger RNA from Rosa rugosa (rugosa rose), 1737 nucleotides. RefSeq lists its product as uncharacterized. Bases 559 to 1533 code for a protein of 324 amino acids. The transcript has 7 exons. Lineage: Eukaryota; Viridiplantae; Streptophyta; Magnoliopsida; Rosales; Rosaceae. The record is from RefSeq and is a predicted model, not a curated record.